Molecule: messenger RNA, 855 nt
Organism: Cynoglossus semilaevis (tongue sole)
Lineage: Eukaryota; Metazoa; Chordata; Actinopteri; Pleuronectiformes; Cynoglossidae
Gene: her11
Product: hairy-related 11
Exons: 4
Coding region: 1-855 (284 amino acids)
Molecular function (GO): protein dimerization activity
Source: RefSeq, a predicted model, not a curated record
AUGACCAACAAACUUUUAGAUCCCACCAUGGACUCUGACGCCAGGCACAGAAAGAGGAUCCUGAAGCCAGUUGUUGAAAAGAAGAGACGAGAUCGAAUAAACCAAAGUCUGGCUGAACUGAGGAGUUUGCUGCUGAAACAUACGUCAGAUCCACGUCUGCAGAAUCCUAAAAUCGAGAAAGCGGAGAUUCUGGACCUGGCGGUGGAAUACCUACAGAGAUGGACCGAGGAGGGGAAACCAGAAAAUGGUAUAAAUACACCCAGUCUUCCAUCCCUCAGCAUUCAGAACGCAGGCUUUCAGCAGUGCAUGGCUCAGCUGGGCAGCUACAUGCACAAGAUAGCACCGGCACAGAGAACAAGUCUGAUGGAGGGACUGAAGCGUCACACAGAGACAGAGACACAGACGCAGCAGCAGCAGCAGCAGCAGCAGAGGCCAGAGUUCAACCUACUCGACGCAGCCUGUACGGAUCCAGUCUGCACGUCUGACUCGUCCAGAGAAGACUCGUCCAAGUUCCCCUUUUCGUCCCAUUCUCCAUUUCAGCCUCAGUCCUGUUCCUCACCCUGCCAUGACUACCUCACCCCUCCCUCCUCCCCCUGGUUCUCCCCUUCUUCUUUCUCCACAUAUGCCACGUCUCCUCCGUUCCCGUCGUUCACCUCUCACUUCACCUUUCCCCCCAGCCUGUCACCUCCGUCUUCCAACACCUCCCUCUACAGUUUCUCACCCACGGGCCCUCACACCGGCCCUGCUGGCCCUCACUUCCCCUCCACCGCCGCUCCGAGAACCUCUCCACACCUCACACAGAGGGACGGCUCACAGCUGAACUCCUCUUCCUCCACGUGGAGACCCUGGUGUUGA